ACCGCCAACGCCACCGACCUCACCCCUAGACAUGCGGGACAACCUCGCCCUGCCCUUCUACCCUCACCCAAGCUUUCUCACUGGGGCUCUUCCCGCCCUCCGGUCGCGGCACCCACAGGUGCCACAUCUCCCGAUGGCGUAUCCAUUCCCGGGGCUCAACUUCCUCAACAUGGUUUCAUACCAGACGGCCUUUCCUUACUAUCCGUCGCUCCGUGCAAUCCCCGCGCCAGACACCGCCCCUGGGUCACCAACAUCACCCCAGGAUCUGCGGACGGACGUGAAAAAGUUUGGCAUGAAAGUUGAAGAGAAAAUACGGGAGAAAACAGAAGAAACCCCCAAGAAGAAGCCACGGUUUGACUUCGCGCACUUAGCCGAAUCUUGCACGAAACCAGACCCCAUUAAAGAGGAAAAAUUGCAGCCAUUCGCAUUGCCGCCAAAUCAUCAUUUUCCAAUCAACGACUUCAGACACGACCCCCUACGAAGCGGGUUCUAUCCCAUAAUUCCAACACAUCCGGGCAAUCAGUGCAAACAACUAGCAGAGAAAAAGCCACGAGGAAGAGGACCCGCAAGGGCCAAGAAAGAAUUCAUCUGCAAAUACUGCGGAAGGAAAUUUACGAAAUCUUACAAUCUUCUCAUUCACGAACGAACACACACGGACGAACGGCCGUAUACAUGUGACAUUUGUAACAAAGCAUUCAGGAGGCAAGAUCAUCUCAGAGACCAUAGAUAUAUUCACUCAAAAGAAAAACCAUUCAAGUGUACAGAAUGUGGAAAAGGCUUCUGCCAGUCUCGGACCCUUGCAGUUCACAAGACACUUCACAUGCAAGAAUCUCCGCACAAAUGCGCCACCUGUGGGAAAACCUUCAACCAACGCAGCAACCUAAAGACCCAUCUUUUGACGCAUACAGACAUUAAACCGUUCGACUGUCAAAAUUGCGGAAAGGUUUUCAGGAGGAACUGUGAUCUCAGGCGUCAUAGUUUGACGCACAACCUCACUCCGUGUGGUGCCAACAUGUUACCUGACUCCGAGGAUGAGUUCAUCACUGUCGUCUGAUAAAACGAAAUCAAUAACAAACGAAUUUCGUGUCUACAGACUGUGCCAACAAACAAGUAUUGAGAUUUUGUUGUUGUCUGCUAACAACCUCGUCAUCGUGUUGAAACACCAAGUACAUGGGGCCGAGGAAGGACGGUGAUCUACAGUUGGCUGAAAAAAGCAGAGUCUUUCAAUUCAAAUAAAUUUAUUUGAAAGACUCUGAAAAAAGAUAGUUGCAGUUGCAGGUUUCAACUGGUUCACCAUACAUAAACGGAGAAAGUUGAUAGAACGGACCAAAAUGUCAGAAACUUCUUAGCCUCAUGCUGCAGGCAAUGUCAUAUUGGAUAUUCUUAAAGGAGGCAUUUUGAUAUGAUGAUGGCAGCACUUGUGUCUAAUUUGUUCUAAGGGGAACAAUUGCUGCCUUCUUACGACCCUGGUACGAGGCGUCUGAUUGACUGGUGUAAAAAUAUCAAAAGACUGAAUUGGCAUGUUCAGACUGAACUGCAAACAAGUGCAAUAUAUUCUGUAGUUUUACGGGACUGCGUAGUUUUUUGUAGCUACAUUCAGGGCUCAGUGCGUGCCGGUGAGACCUUACUAUGAAUCGACGGCUGGGAAUCGUAUUCUUUAAUCACCCCAGCAACUUUUGAAAGUGACGAAGGUGUCAUUAAUUUACAUAUCUUUAUACAUAUCAUAGGGACCGUGACACCUAAUUCGACUACCCCCCCCCCCCCCUUACAUAUCCCUAUAUCGAAGAAUUUGUGACAGCCGUCCUCUGUAGGUUCUUUUAAAUCUCGUCACCAAUUUGCUGUUGGUAAGUUAAGGUCGCUACAGGUAUUAUACAAUUACCACAGGCCUACCCUUUCAGCCAUGAUUUUCUCUCGCAUGACUCCACUGGGAGUCACGGGCACGUUCAUUCCACUGGGUCGAAACGAGGACUCGACAAUAUUAUUCUUCAAUUAUUCUCAAUACCAUUCCACAGUAUGACAGUGAUUCCAGAUACAUUCAGCAUCCAACUGGGUAUGCGGAGAACUAUUUGGGCCACCCACCUAAUUAUUGUUGCCUUUAUUAUGAGUACUGGUCUCGAUUGAUUAUUUUAUUCAGUGGCAUUUGAAUCUUGUGUUAUUCGCCGCAGGGACAUGUUAUCUCGACCACUAUAUGUGCUACCGUGAUUUUUCAUUUGUCUUUUUUCUUGAAAUGUCUGCAUGAAAUGGUAGUUUAAAUCCCACUGUCUCAAAAACAACAUGGAUUGUUUGAAACGAUAACAGACGAAAGUAAUCAUCAUUCCUUUCUGUGGUUGCUACUGGUGUCUUUGUAUAGUUGCCUUGGAUGGAAUCCGUGAAUGGAUGCCGUCUGUGUGUCUGUGUCGUUGGGGGAUGACGAGGCCACUGAGUUACUGAACUUUUGUAUAUAGAUAUUAAAAAUCAUGUUCAACUAUUACUUAUUUUAUUCUCGAGCAUUUUAUUUUGUUUUGAACAAUUGAUGUACAACAUUUAGUUGAGAAUUGUUCCUUGUAUCAAGGGCAAAACGAAAUUCUCAGACUGAACUGGUGUUUUAUAGUGACGCGCCAACUGGCGUUUUUCUUGGAACUGAAUUCUUCCGACAACCCCAGCAAAGGGGUUCGCAGGGGUUAAAACAUUGUGUAUUAACCCUUCGUAGACAUUUUACAAAGUCGCGAUACAGUGGCAUGUGAAUAGUUCAAUGAAUGUGCUAUUCCAAAUCAACGCAUUGUUCUAGGUAAAUUGACACUGUUAUACAUGCUUCCCGAAAUUGGUGGCUUGCAUUGGAACUAACUUUUCCCCCCUUGUCCGUCAUUAAAGGCAUUCAAGUGUGUUGGUCAACCAUGACUAUCUCCUUUGUCCCUCCACCAUAAGGCCUAAUUUCCCCUUAUGACAUCACUAUCUCGGACACUCAGCGCUCCAUUUCUGGAAAGGUGUAUAGUAGUGUAAGACUCCCGGCGCAGUCCAUUGCGUCAUCCUAAUUGGGUCUCCUUAUGGUAAGGAACGGGGCCGGUCCACUGCGUUCGGAGUGUAAUGUAAGCGGCUUCAUUGUUCUUAAUGUAGGCCAAAGCGUAUUGCUAUAUUAGUAUUAGAUGUUAUUAAGUUAUUUCACUGUCGUUUGAUUGUGUACAUACAUUGAUCAUUAACUCAUCAAAAUUAUUGUAAAUAAAAUGAUGAUUUAUCAAGUACUCAAUAAUUGAA
Molecule: messenger RNA, 3231 nt
Organism: Lineus longissimus
Lineage: Eukaryota; Metazoa; Nemertea; Pilidiophora; Heteronemertea; Lineidae
Product: protein odd-skipped-related 2-like
Exons: 5
Coding region: 32-1054 (340 amino acids)
Biological process (GO): regulation of transcription by RNA polymerase II; embryo development
Cellular component (GO): nucleus
Molecular function (GO): RNA polymerase II transcription regulatory region sequence-specific DNA binding; DNA-binding transcription factor activity, RNA polymerase II-specific
Source: RefSeq, a predicted model, not a curated record